This is a messenger RNA of Nematolebias whitei (Rio pearlfish), 634 nucleotides long. Its product is annotated as CD9 antigen-like. The record is from RefSeq and is a predicted model, not a curated record. The transcript is spliced from 3 exons. The annotation marks the transcript as partial. NCBI's taxonomy places the organism in Eukaryota, Metazoa, Chordata, Actinopteri, Cyprinodontiformes, Rivulidae. Gene Ontology annotation, cellular component: membrane.
GCUUCACUCAGCUUGUACAGCGUAAUGCCUCCGUGCGCGCGCUCUCCUUAUUCAGGCAGAAUUACGUCAUCGCAUGGCACCGAGGGGGUUCGGCAGGACAACAACAAAAACACAGCUGCAGGAAACCAUUUGUACGAUUUAAUCUUUAUUUUUUAUUUAAAAAUAUAUAUAUAUAUUAAAUUUAUUCCGUGCGUAGUAGUGUUUUUAUUAUAAUUUAGAAAUAAAGAACAAUUUAAAACCCCAACAUUUCAAGGCGCGAGGCAGAAAAGAUAAGAGGAGCUGCGCAGCGCGUGGGGGCGGACCACAGUAGGCGCGCGCCCGCUGACCUCCUCGGAUCUAACGGAGGUUUGAAGCGAACAGCAUCAUGGCAGCGCUGUCGGGAGGAGAAAUCUGCAUCAAAUACUUGAUGUUCGCCUUCAACCUGGUGUUCUGGCUCGCAGGCACGGCUGUGUUUGCCAUCGGCAUGUGGCUGAGAUUCGACCCAAAAACCAAAGGCCUGUUUGAAGAACCAGACUCUCCUUAUGUGUUUUACACCGGUGUCUACAUCCUGAUUGGAGCUGGAGCGCUCAUGAUGGUGGUAGGCUUCCUGGGAUGCUGCGGGGCGAUCCAGGAAUCACCCUGGAUGCUGGGACUG